Molecule: messenger RNA, 1278 nt
Organism: Momordica charantia (bitter melon)
Lineage: Eukaryota; Viridiplantae; Streptophyta; Magnoliopsida; Cucurbitales; Cucurbitaceae
Source: RefSeq, a predicted model, not a curated record
AUGGCAAUUCUUUCUCUCCUCCUCUUGUUCUCCUCCGCCGUCGUCGCCGUCGAUUAUGGCUUCACCGUCGAAUUGAUCCACCGAGAUUCUCCCAAUUCGCCGCUGUUCAACCCCUCGGAGACCCACUACCACCGCCUCACUAAUGCCCUCCGCCGCUCCAUCAGCCGGCACGCGGCGGCGCCGGCGGCGGACGUUGCGGAGGCGCCGAUGUAUAACAACAGAGGCGAGUAUCUCAUGAAGCUAUCCCUCGGAACGCCGCCGUUUCCGAUCAUGGCCAUUGCCGAUACCGGAAGCGACAUCGUUUGGAGCCAGUGUGCGCCGUGCACUCGGUGCUACACGCAGUCAGCGCCGAUGUUUGACCCGAGAAAAUCGGCGACUUAUAAACAAAUCCUCUGCUCCUCGCCGAUUUGCCCGUUCUCCGGAACCGACUCUUGCCCGGUUCGGUCUGACCAGUGUGAGUACUCGAUUAAUUACGGCGAUGGGUCCCACAGCCGCGGCGACAUUGCUGUCGACACCGUGACGCUGGGGUCCACCUCCGGCCGGCCGGUGGCUUUUCCUUGGACCGUGUUCGGCUGCGGCCGUGACAGUGCCGGAACCUUUAAUGCGAAUGUCUCCGGCAUAGUGGGGCUCGGCCACGGCGUCGUGUCGCUGGUCUCGCAGAUGGGGGCGGCCACCGCCGGGAAAUUCUCUUACUGUUUAGCUUCGAUCGGUUCCGAUUCGAUCCGUUCCAGCAAGCUCAGCUUCGGCGCUAAUGCUGUUGUCGCCGGCGCCGGAACUGUCUCCACCCCUAUUUAUACAGCCGAUGGUCCGUUCUAUCGGCUCAAGUUGGAAGCUAUGAGCGUUGGGAAUAACAAAAUCACGUUUUCGACCGCGUCUUCGUCACCCGGAGAUGCAAACAUCAUCAUCGACUCCGGCACCACCGUCACGUUACUCCCACCGGAUUUCUACGCCGACUUUGGCACCGCAGUUUCCGACGGGAUCAAUCUCGAGCGCGUGAGAGACCCGAACCAAUUUCUAGACUUCUGCUUCCAGUCGACGGCCGACGACUUCGACGCGCCGUCCAUCACGGUGCACUUCGAAGGCGGGGACGUGAAACUGAGCCGGGAAAAUGUGUUCAUAAGGAUGGCGGACGACGUCGUUUGCUUGGCCUUCGUCAGCGCCCCCCAAAACGGCGGCGUUUCCAUCUACGGCAAUAUUUUGCAGACCAACUUCUUGAUCGGUUACGAUACUCAGAAAAUGGCUGUCUCCUUCAGGCCGGCGGAUUGCGCCGCCAUGUGA